This is a messenger RNA of Ictalurus furcatus (blue catfish), 1766 nucleotides long. It is a transcript of the gene prtfdc1b, whose product is annotated as phosphoribosyl transferase domain containing 1b. The coding region runs from base 41 to 715 and encodes 224 amino acids. Gene Ontology annotation, biological process: guanine salvage; GMP salvage; hypoxanthine metabolic process. The record is from RefSeq and is a predicted model, not a curated record. NCBI's taxonomy places the organism in Eukaryota, Metazoa, Chordata, Actinopteri, Siluriformes, Ictaluridae. Gene Ontology annotation, molecular function: magnesium ion binding; hypoxanthine phosphoribosyltransferase activity. The transcript has 9 exons.
UGUUCUCUUCUGUGAUGUGAAAAAGCUGAAGAUCUGCAGCAUGGCACAGCUGAAAGAGAACACACCGACUCACAGAGGCGUCGUGAUCCCAGACAAUUGGCCGGGGUACCGUCUGGAUCUGUUCACCUAUCCGGCGCAUUACAGUGGGGAUCUGGACUGCGUCUACAUUCCACAUGGAGUCAUCAUGGACCGGACGGAGCGACUGGCGCGUGACAUCUUGGAAGAUCUGGGUGACCAUGACAUUGUGGUGCUAUGCGUGCUGAAGGGAGGCCACCAGUUCUGCGCCGAUCUGGUGGAACACAUUCAGGUGCUGAACCGCAACUCCAGCAGGUCUUUACUCAUGACUGUCGACUUCAUACGAGUCAAGAGCUACCUGAAUGAUCACUCGACGCCGGACCUCCAGAUGAUCGGCGCCGAGAGUCUGUCUGUACUCGCUGGGAAGAACGUCCUGAUUGUGGAGGCUAUAGUGGACACAGGCAAGACUCUGCAGACGCUGCUGACUCAUGUCCGAGCCUUUAAACCCAAACUGAUCAAAGUGGCAGGUUUGUUGGUGAAGAGGGUCCCUAAUCAAGACGUCUGUCUCCCUGACUAUGUUGGGUUUGAGAUCCCUAACCACUUCGUAGUCGGCUACGCUUUAGACUAUAAUGAAUAUUUCAGAGAUCUUAAUCACAUCUGUGUGAUGAGUGAAGAUGGGAAACAGAAGUACAGACUCUGAUGCCUCUCGUCCAGUGGCUCAGACCUGUAUACGUGUGUAUGUGAGAGUGAGUGUGUGUGUGUGUGUGUGUGUGUGUGUGUGUGUGUGUCCUCAUUAAGUGUUUGCUAAACUCAUCCAUUACACAAUAAUUGUACAAAAUUAUAUUAAUUUUAUUUCACGUAAAAUCGUAACAUAAUGUUUUAUACUGACGGGCUGAAGAUUACCGUAUUCUCUGGUGUAUUAGACCCCUCCCACUUUUCCCUCAGGCUGACUGCAGUGUAAAUUCUCAAUACUGCCCUGUAAUAACUGUAGUAGCAGGACUAUUGUAUUAUUAAUAAACUGAUGAUUUACAGUUAAAUUCUGCUGGAGGUGGAGGGGGAAAACCCCACUGAUCUUAUAAUCUAUAAAAUACGGUACACACUGUUUACAUGUUAACCUGUAUCAUACAUUUUACAUGCAGCUGAAUAUGUCACAUGUAGCAUGUCCAUUUCUAGUUAUAUGCUGAUUUUUGCGACUCUUAUUUGUCCAUAUGUUCAUAUACUGUGAUAAAAAUUACAUAAAUCAAGAUGUCCUGGCGAAAAAUUUAAUUGAUCUCAUUAUUGUAUAAAUACCUGCUCAAAUCCCCUCUACUGUCUAAAUGAAAAAACGUUAAAAACCAGAAAAGUAAAACAAUGACGAAAAGUGGUUCAGGAGGUUCAGAUACUUGACCUCAUCACGUAUUAUGUCACCUCAGUGGAAGAAGAAGUCAAAUACCCUUGUGUACACAGCUGUGUGUGUGUGUGUGUGUGUGUGUGUGUGUGUGUGUGUGUAUGUGUGUGUGUGUGUGUGUGUGUGUGUGUGUGUAUGUGUGUUAGUUACAUAACCACCUCCCACUCUCUGGUGUUUUGUUUUGGCUCAGGUGAAAGUGUGAGGUUUGUAGUUUAAUCCUGUGCAGGUUUCAGCAGUGUGAUUACGGUAAUCGUGUUAAAGCAGCGCUCGCUAAUAAAUAUCCACCAUGCUCUAUCAGCUAGCAUGUGUUCAGGAGCUAAGCGCUUCCAGGAUAAUGCAGCUAAUAUGUAACGGAAGUCUGUCU